GGUUGUGGGGGAUCAGAGGAGGAAUUCACUGAAGCAGACGCGCAGUGCAGGCUAGUGUGGUCCCUUAACGACAAAUUGAUGCCAUCGCCGUUUAUUGAGCGGCUCGUUCAUUUCACUCUGGAUCCGGAACCAUUAAUCCACUCAUAGAGAACAAGCUCAGUCGAUUACCAGCCGGGAUAACGCACACUGCAUGACCUUGCAUUGAAUGUCAUUAUAGAGGGAUUUUUUUUUUAAAGCACCGACACGGUAAGGUCAUCGGCCACAGCCAUGGAGAUUGUCACACAUUUAAUUAAUGACACCAUAGAGUUCUACAAAUGGACCCUAACUAUUGCAGACAAGCGAGUGGAGAAAUGGCCUCUGAUGGACAACCCCCUGCCCACGCUGGCCAUCAGCACCUCCUACCUGCUGUUCCUCUGGCUGGGGCCCAAAUACAUGAAGAACCGAGAGCCCUUCCAGCUCCGCAAAACCCUCAUCGUCUACAACUUCAGUAUGGUCUUCCUCAACUUCUUCAUCUUCAAAGAGCUUUUUAUGGCAGCGCGGGCGGCAAGCUACAGUUACAUUUGUCAACCAGUGGACUAUUCAGAUGACCCCAAUGAAGUCAGGGUAGCAGGAGCUCUGUGGUGGUAUUUCGUCUCUAAAGGCAUCGAGUAUCUGGAUACGGUGUUUUUCAUCCUGAGGAAAAAAUUCAACCAGGUUACUUUCCUGCACGUCUACCACCACUGCACCAUGUUCACACUCUGGUGGAUCGGCAUCAAAUGGGUGGCAGGAGGACAGUCAUUCUUUGGUGCACACAUGAACGCAGCCAUCCACGUCUUGAUGUACCUGUAUUAUGGCCUGGCCUCCUGCGGACCUAAGAUCCAGAAGUACCUGUGGUGGAAGAAGUACUUGACUAUCAUCCAGAUGAUCCAGUUCCACGUCACCAUUGGCCACACCGCCCUGUCCCUCUACGUCAAUUGCGACUUCCCCCACUGGAUGCACUACUCCCUCAUCUGCUACGCCAUCACCUUCAUCAUCCUCUUCGGCAACUUCUACUACCAGACCUACCGCCGCCAGCAGCCCAGACGCGACGCCUCCUCCUCCUCCUCCAAAGCAGGCAAGGCCCUCUCUAACGGGACCCUCAACGGGCUCAGCAAGGCUGCCAACGGAGCACUGGUGACAGGGAGCAAAGAGGAGAAGCCCCAGGAGAACUCUGGCAGGAGAAAGAGGAAAGGAAGAGCUAAAAGAGAUUAGAGGAAGAGGAGCAAGAGAGGUAGAGGUGAGAUAGGGCCUUGCUUCAGGUUCUAGGUUGAUAGUGCUAAAACACGAAAGACUAAAUUUUAGGAAGAUUUAGAUGGAUGGAUGCUUUAAGGUGUGAUGUGUUUAUUUAAGCCAUGAUCUGAGUUGUUGUAGAUAAAAUAUGAGACAGGCUUGUGUUGAGAGAAGAUCAUUUUGUUAGUAAGAGGUGUCAAAGGUCUUGCCUAAGGUGACCGUUACCACAAAUAACCCAAAAUACAGUAGUGUAUGGUACGGGAUAGAUCAUAGUAUUCCUUCUCUUUAUUGUGGUGCCAAGUACUGUAGAUCUGGUUCAAAAAGUGACUUUCAGCUACUAAAAACUGAGCCUGAAAAGGAAAUAGAGUUUAUCAGGCCCGUUUAGCAUGCUGGGAAAGCUACAUUAAAUGCGCCUGAGCUGCUUGAAAAAGAUAAUAUAACAUUGUUAUUAGCGAUCACUGCUGUAUCGAGACAGGAAUACACAUUACGACACACGCACAAACAUGUCAAUUUAUAUUUGAGCUUAUUAUGUUUUGUUCACCUUUACAGAUAUAAAACUGAUAAUGUACAGUAUCAUGUCAUUUUUGUCCUCAUCAUAUUCAAGUUAUUAUUGAUGUUACUGAGAAAGACUUAUGUUUACAGUUCUUGUCUUUUUGAAUAGACACCUCUGCAGUUAUCCACUUAUUUGUGAACAUGGGGUUGUCUUAUUUAUUCUUAUUUAUGUCAAGUUGUGGACACGGCUGCCACUCACUUUUGAGCUUUCACCCAUUAGUGCACAGUUACAUUCUAAAGAAGGAAAAUAAAUUGAUAUCCAGAGGUGAGAUGUACAUAGAAAUAGAAAUAUAUUUCUAACCCUUUGAGACUUGGAUGGGAUUGUUCCAUCACUGGUUUGUGAUGGAAUAAUCAACAACUGUAGCUCAUAGAAGGUUAAAAUUGAUUUUCUUUAUUUCUGUAUACAACCAUAAGAGGUUUUAUAUGUCCCGACUUAUAUGUAAUGCGUUGAAAUGUAAUGAAUAUUAUCCAGAGAAAUGAUGGAUCUGAUGAUUAUCUCAGUGUUCCCCAUUCUGACAGAGAAGCUGGUGGAGUUUUGUCUUUGCAGAUGUUUACCUGUCUUUUUAUAUUAUAUCCUCUCUGAUGUUGUUGUUUGUCUUACAUGCUGGUGAAAAUGUUGUGUGCCGAACAAAGAAGCGGUGGUGUUCUGGGUUCCCUUUGUUUUAAGGGGAAUUCAGAACCAGCUAACAGCCAGUUUUUAUCAACUUAACUAAGCCUACCUUAAGCGCCAUUUUCUUUCCCAUAUUCAAUCAAAUAUCUUUUUGUGUCUAAGUUUUCAGGCUUAGUCCGUGUCCUGAGCUGGCUUGAAUGUAAAUUUAUCAGGGGAAAUAUUUGGAUCUAAAAAGAUAAAGGUUAUGAUUUAUAUACAAAAAGAGCUGGUGAACCUCUAUAGUGACUGUGUAUGUUAUACCACUAUGAAGAAUAACUUCAUUCAGCUCUGCCUGUAGUAUAUAGAGUAUAAAUCAGCCGUCUGCUCUAUAUCAGCAGCUUUAUGUCAUCCAUCAACCAAUGCAUUUUUGAUGUUAUUUAUUUACUUUCUAUUUAUUUUUCUGUAAAUACCAAUUUUCAUCUAGCUGAGAGUGGUUGUCUGUGUAUUUGUGUUCUUUUUGUGUUGUACAUAUUACAUUGUGAGAUUUUGUACACUGCGCAUUGGGAAUGUUCCCAGCUUGUUAGCUUGGACAGUUAUACGUCCACAUUGCUUCUGUGUGUGUUUUUUUUUUUAGUAUCAUAACUUUGAACUCUCUUUAAAUUGAAUUAAACUGAAUGCCUCUACAAA
Dicentrarchus labrax (European seabass) is the source of this 3076-nucleotide messenger RNA. It is a transcript of the gene elovl4a, whose product is annotated as ELOVL fatty acid elongase 4a. Bases 268 to 1230 code for a protein of 320 amino acids. Gene Ontology annotation, biological process: fatty acid elongation, saturated fatty acid; fatty acid elongation, polyunsaturated fatty acid; fatty acid elongation, monounsaturated fatty acid. Lineage: Eukaryota; Metazoa; Chordata; Actinopteri; Moronidae. The transcript has 7 exons. Gene Ontology annotation, cellular component: endoplasmic reticulum membrane; endoplasmic reticulum. The record is from RefSeq and is a predicted model, not a curated record. Gene Ontology annotation, molecular function: fatty acid elongase activity.